Achroia grisella is the source of this 654-nucleotide messenger RNA. RefSeq lists its product as uncharacterized. The transcript is spliced from 2 exons. The record is from RefSeq and is a predicted model, not a curated record. NCBI's taxonomy places the organism in Eukaryota, Metazoa, Arthropoda, Insecta, Lepidoptera, Pyralidae. Bases 1 to 654 code for a protein of 217 amino acids.
AUGUCGAAAACAGUUCUUAUUUUUGUAAUCAUACAAAUGUCGCAUGCAAUCAACUUGGGUUUAAUUGCGGGUGAUUUGAAGCCGCUUGGAAAUCCUCUAUCAAUCAAGAAGUAUUCGCGCCAUUCACCUGUAAUAAUUAACAUAAACUCAAAGUCCAAUCCUUUACCCUCACUACCAUUACCAAAAUUACCUUCAAAACCUCCAUUUAAACUUCCUAAACCUAAAACUUCUUCAAUGUUAUCAAAAUUGCGAGCACCAUUAUUCCCACCUAUUAUAAUGCCUCCAGCUAUUCCUAAAAUACCUCUUCUACCUCUUUUGCCUAUAUUGCCUCCUGUAUUACCAUCAUUACCGUUAGUUCCUCCUAUAUUACAUCCAUUACCUCUGUUACCUCCAAUAUUACCUUUGUUCCCACUACUGCCUCCAGUAUUACCCAGAAUACUUCCACCUCUUAAAGUUCCUAUUUUGAGUAAAUCACUGCUGCAGAAAACUUUAGGAUCUGAGAUAAAACCUGUGACGGUUCCUUAUAAUAUUCUUGAUAGAAAGGAAGAGAAGAACAGUAAGAAUAUUAUGGAUAAACUAGUCGAACUGAGAAAUAAAGGGUCGUUGACUACUGCAGAAUUUAUUAGAUUUAAGAGACUAUUGUUAAGAAAAUAA